Myxocyprinus asiaticus (Chinese sucker) is the source of this 6520-nucleotide messenger RNA. Its product is annotated as cAMP-specific 3',5'-cyclic phosphodiesterase 4D. Gene Ontology annotation, molecular function: 3',5'-cyclic-AMP phosphodiesterase activity. NCBI's taxonomy places the organism in Eukaryota, Metazoa, Chordata, Actinopteri, Cypriniformes, Catostomidae. The record is from RefSeq and is a predicted model, not a curated record. The coding region runs from base 1109 to 3247 and encodes 712 amino acids. The transcript has 16 exons. Gene Ontology annotation, cellular component: nucleus; perinuclear region of cytoplasm; cytosol. Gene Ontology annotation, biological process: signal transduction.
CAGUUUCUCACAAACACACACACACACCCUGUACAGCCCAGGGCUGGCGCUGCAGCAGAGUAAGAGAGCAGACAAUUGCAAGAGAAGAACCGGGAAUGCUGCUGUACUGGCUGGAGAACGAGAAAGCGACAGAAAGAGCACCCUGGAGAUUAUAGUGACAGAGCCCAAGCACAGACGACGCAGGACAUGCGAUGGUGACUCUGAGAGGUUUAGCACGUGCUACAAGGCUGCCUCGAAUGCAUUAAUUGGCUUCUCGCUGCACCGUGAUUGUGGGAUCAUUCAGCCGAAACAGGGCAGGAAAAAGCAGGCAACCCUAAGAUGACACUCGGCAUGUUCUCUCCUCUACAUCUCAUGCCUUACGGCUACUCCACCCAUUCCCUCAGCAAACAGCGCUGAAUUAAUCAGAGCUGUCCGCACUAAGAGGAUCAGUAGCUGAGACGGUGCUUGUGAUGAGUGGAGUGCUUACUUUUUUGGAGGGAAUGUGUGCUACCUCGACCAUCAAUAAUUCCAGGACUUGACUGGAAUACUGAGGACAACCACAGCCCACCUGACCGGAUUGGAUCUGUCAUCCUUCUCUCCAUGGAGCCAGGAAUAUUAUGGUUUCCUGGAGUCAAACGCUUGCAUAUCUAUCAUCAAAAUGAAGCGUUUUCCUUGGAUGCCUUGGAGAAAACGCACAUGAGGAACAGUUGUCAAUAAAAAGACUUCAAAAUGAGGAUUUACCUUGAUGAGUUUCAAAUUCCACAUAAAAGGCAGUGGAAAGACCCUCGUGCUACGAUUUGUUUGUUGUUUUUGCUCUACUACUAUGGAAUAACCCUUUGACAUUCUCUGUUGACAUGCUCGUCAAGUUGCCUUAACGUUUUGUUUAUGCACACUGCCUAAAUAGAAGUUUAAAUGCUUAAAGCAUCUUCUCAGGACUCUUCCAUGGAGUACUAGACCAGAGAAGAUGUUCUUUGUGCCGCUUUGGACAGAAUUCUUGUUGCUGAGAUGCUUGGAGCACAUUUAUGUAGUGGAGGUAUGUAAGUAGAGGGUAUAAUGGCUAUCCCAAGGGCCACAUAAGAGCUUUUCAUUUCCAAGAGAGAGAAGCCAACCAAACCAAACCUUUGCUUAAAUGAAGACUGGCCGCAGUUGCACAGGAAGAGAGAAAAAAAUGAUGCACGUCAACAACUUCCCGUUCCGAAGGCAUUCUUGGAUAUGCUUUGACGUGGACAAUGGCACGUCAUCAGGACGGAGUCCUCUGGAUCCCAUGACGAGUCCAGGUUCAGGCCUGAUACUUCAGGCAAACUUUGUGCACAGCCAGCGGAGGGAAUCCUUCCUGUACCGCUCCGACAGUGACUAUGACCUUUCACCUAAGUCCAUGUCCCGAAAUUCCUCCAUCGCCAGUGACAUGAAUAACCACCUGCAGAGGCCGGGCCUGGUCUCUCGGAGAUCUGAGCCGGUUAUUAGUGGAAAUCAUGGCGAUGACUUCAUCGUUACACCUUUUGCACAGGUGCUGGCUAGUUUGAGGACAGUACGGAAUAACUUUGCCGCGUUAACGAACCUUCAGCAAGAUCGAACGUCCAACAAGCGAUCGCCCAUGUGUAAUCAACCACCUCUCAUGAAGGCCUCCUUCACAGAGGAGGCCUACCAGAAGCUGGCCACCGAGACCCUGGAGGAGCUGGACUGGUGCCUGGACCAGCUGGAGACCGUGCAGACCCGACACUCGGUCAGCGAGAUGGCCUCCAACAAGUUCAAGCGGAUGUUGAACAGGGAGUUAACGCACCUAUCUGAGAUGAGCAGAUCUGGUAACCAGGUCUCAGAGUUCAUCUCCAACACAUUUUUAGACAAACAGCAUGACGUGGAGAUGCCCUCCCCGCAGACACAGAAGGAGAAGGACAAGAAGAAGAAGCCCAUGUGUCAGAUCAGCGGCGUGAAAAAACUAAUGCACAGCACCAGCCUCACCAACUCCAACAUUCCUCGCUUUGGAGUCAAAACGGAUACGGAGGACUCUUUAGCCAAGGAACUGGAGGACGUAAACAAAUGGGGCCUUAAUGUUUUUAAAGUCACAGAGUUUUCAGGCAACAGGCCUUUAACGGUGAUGAUGUACACUAUAUUUCAGGAGAGAGAAUUACUUAAAACAUUUAAAAUUCCCUUGGACACCUUCAUAACAUACCUGAUGACCUUAGAAGAUCAUUACCAUGCAGACGUUGCAUAUCACAAUAACAUUCAUGCUGCUGACGUCACCCAGUCCACACACGUUCUGCUCUCCACACCUGCUUUGGAGGCGGUUUUCACAGACCUUGAAAUUCUUGCUGCCAUUUUCGCCAGUGCAAUUCACGACGUAGACCACCCAGGUGUCUCGAACCAGUUCCUUAUUAACACUAACUCCGAGUUGGCGCUCAUGUACAAUGACGCAUCAGUGCUGGAAAACCAUCAUCUUGCCGUCGGCUUCAAACUCCUGCAGGAGGAAAACUGUGACAUCUUUCAGAACCUCAACAAAAAACAGAGACAGUCGCUGCGCAAGAUGGUCAUAGACAUCGUCUUAGCUACUGAUAUGUCCAAACACAUGAACCUGCUGGCCGAUCUGAAGACGAUGGUGGAGACGAAGAAGGUCACCAGUUCUGGCGUGUUGCUCUUGGAUAAUUAUUCAGAUAGGAUACAAGUGCUACAGAACAUGGUCCACUGUGCAGACCUCAGUAACCCCACCAAACCGCUGCAGCUGUACAGACAGUGGACGGAUCGCAUCAUGGAGGAGUUCUUCAGUCAGGGAGACAGAGAGAGAGAGCGAGGGAUGGAGAUCAGCCCCAUGUGUGACAAACACAACGCAUCAGUAGAAAAGACUCAGGUGGGCUUCAUUGACUACAUUGUCCAUCCACUGUGGGAGACUUGGGCCGACCUCGUCCACCCGGAUGCCCAGGACAUCCUGGACACAUUAGAGGACAACAGAGAGUGGUACCAGAGCACCAUUCCUCAGAGCCCGUCUCCCACUCCAGACCAGCCCGAAGAGGGCAGCCGAUCCGGCGGCGCCGAGAAGUUCCAGUUUGAACUGACCCUGGAAGAGGACGGGGAGUCGGACACGGAGAAGGACAGCGGCAGCCAGGCCGAGGAGGAAGAGGAUGAGGACAACAGCUGUAGUGACUCCAAAACGCUCAUCACGCAGAACUCGGAAUCCACAGAGAUUCCUGAGGGCGAGGAGGGGAUUUCCGAGGAAGUUUCUAUGGAACCCAGCAUGGACGAGGAGGAGGAAGACGAGCAGUCUGCAGAUACAUAGCAGUGUGUCUGGACCACGUAAACUGAACGCCACGAUGGCAAAAAACGUGAAAUAUUUAAUAAUUGACAGUGAAAUUGACUUCCAAAGCGCACGUUGCACUCCGAGACCUUGGCCUCUCUUUCUGUGUCUCAUUCAGUCUCUCUAUGAGCUGCCUGGAGACAAAAGGACAUUAAGACUUUGGUAGGUUGUCGUUUUAUUUACUCAGGAAUAACAUUUAGUCCUCUUGUUUUUUCAAGCUUUCUUUUGUUUACCUUCGCCCGGCCCGCAUCUUCAAGCAGACGGCUGAUGAUGUCUGUUGACACUGUCUGCGCAGGCGCCCCUCCUCCUGCUCUUCUCUGUGGUUCUUCCACGCCAGGUCACAUAACCGUAUGGAGGGCCGUUACUGUAGACGCCCGCUGCACAAAGCAAUCGGAGGAGAUUUCGAUCACAGAAACGACACCAGCCGUGGCCAGUGAGGAAAAACAUAGAAAGGAAUGCAUUUCCUUGGAUUUCAAGGAGACCUGUUUUUCUACGUUUUAAGUCUUCCUAAACUUUGACUGAAUACAGACAUAAAACACAAUUUGUUGCUGUCAUGGCCUCUUGGAUGAUUUUGUACGGUAUACAUAAAGAUUUUUACGUUACUUUUAAUAACAAAACAGCAGCUGUUGUGUUUUCAAGGAAACUUAACGUGAAGGGUAACUUGCAAGUACGCAACGUGACGGUCGCCCUGCGUCAGGUUGUGCUUUUUCCAUCAUACAUCACUGCUGUGUUGCACAAAUCCUCUCCUUUUAGAUUUAAGAAGCUGUACAUAAUUUUUCUGUUUUGUUUUUUUUACUUAGUAAAACAUUUACCUCCAGUGAGCCUCUUAAUACUUAAUACUUUUUUGCCACUUUACACCUGUAGUUUUAUCGUGUUUCAAAGCAAUGAUUUUGGCGACACGUUACUUGAACGUGAAUGUUCUCUUAAUGCAUUCAUAAUGCAUCAUAAUAAUAUGUGUUCUUAUGAAUAAUUGUAACCGGGUGAUUCUCAUGAAACCCAUCAAGAAAAUGUCAUGGUCAGUUAACUCAUUAUACUCUUUAAAGGUGUAACCAUGAAUGCAACGUUAGAAUUAUAACUUUGGUAACAAUUAUUUUUGAAACAAUAUUAUCCAUUACAGAAUGAAUUUUAUGUCAUUAUAAAUAUCUUUAUAAUUGAUUAGAAAGGCUUCAAGUAAAGUGUUAUCAUGCUUUCUCUAAAAAUCCGCCUUAUAAUCCUUAUAGACAUUUUAAUCACCAAGCCAAGGUGGGUGUUUUUUUGUUUGUUUUGUUUUGUUUGUUUUUUUUGCUAAGAAAACAUUUUUUUCUAGCUUAUAACUCCAGGUCAACCAAAUCUUUUAAUGACAACAUCCUGUUAUGGGUGUAUCACACAUUAAAAGGUAUUUAAUUAAAGUACUUCGGUAAUAACGACAUCUGUUUGCACAAGCCGCUGUUGGAGAUUUUAUAGCGUGCAAGACUUUGAACUCGACACAAUUAAAUCGUGCUCUUCAUUAUUUAUUUAUUUUUAUUUUGCCUUUUUCUGUUUAUUUAUUUACUGAGGAUUUGAUACGAACUUUAAACUACAACCUACAGUGGUCAUUCUGAAACCAUAACUUAUAGGUCAAAAGUUCUGCGCACAGAUAAUCUACGAUCAUAGAGUACGCGUUGUGCAAUGCUUUCCGAAAUACGAUUACACAAGCUGUUGGUAUGACAUGAUUUCAUUGCUUGUUUGUUUGACGUUUUGAGUCAUAAAACACAAAUCGUUCAUCCCAUUAGAUCAGAGAUUUUUCUCUUAGGGCUAGAUGCAGUUUAGCGUCAAUUCCGCAUUUGCGCACUUCAUGCCAAAAGUUCUCCAUGCACUAUGCGACACGCGGCGCUCUUUGGCUUUUAAUAAAGAAUUAUUAUUUAUACGUGUAUAUGGUUUUAUUUAUUAUGUUGCCGUAUUGCUUCUGUACUGUAGACCAUCAACUGUAGCGUAAAGUGUGUGGACUUGCAAGUUACUAAAAACGAUCGUCUUUUUGUUGUGUACAUAGAACAAAACUUUUUAAAAGCUGUAGGAAAUAUAACAUGCUCACAGAAACUUGAAUUCUGGCUUUUGAGUAGUACUGUUUUUUGUAAUGUUUAUAUAUAUAUAUAUAUAUAUAUAUAUAUAUAUAUAUAUAUAUAUAUAUAUAUAUAUAUAUAUAUAUAUAAUAUUAUUAUUAAUAUUAUUUAAGUUUGUGCCAUGAUAUUUCUUUCCUCACCAGAUGACCUUACCUAAUUAUGGAUUUUAUGUUUUCGUUAUUUUUUUGCUGUUUACAACGAUGUAUUUAUUUUGCUGUACAUAUUGUAAUUUUUGUUGUAAAUGAUGACAGAUUCUAAACUUCAUGCCGAAUGGCGAUGGAGUUGAUGUAUUUGGUAAACUCUUGUUGAGAGAAUGUUUAUUAUUAUAAAUAUUAUCCAAUGUAAAAAAAAGAUUAAUAUUCUCUAUAAAAAUGAAAACGAAAUAAAAAAAGUUACCUUCAAGCUUGUUUAUGGAAAACUAGGCGAAAAGCCAAACAAAAUGAGAGAAGUCGCCACUGGCGUUUGGCCCCAGGGCUGUGCCUUAACUUAAAAACGUCUUUUAUAUGUCUAUAUGUCUGUUUGUACAUGUUCCGUCUCUUUACGUGUUAGAGAACUGUCUGAGAGGAUGUGUAAUCCAUUAGCUGCCAGGGUAUCAGGGCAUAUUAUGUGCUGCAUUUAAAGCUAAAGCUUAAGACAUUAAUUUGAUUUAUUAUGUUUGUUUUUUUUGGUCCAAUAGUGGCACAUAGUGAACACUGCUGUCAUUGCUUUGGUUUCGGAUGCCGAAUGCAAUGCAGUGGAUGCAAUAGACUCUCAGAUCUGCGUAGAAACAGUUCAGUUUGCUCUAGAGGUGCUUGGCUGCUCGUAAUCUUCUAUUUUCAUGCUGUUCUUUAACUUCGUUCAGGCACCGUCUGCUACCUUUGUGUCAUCCAGCCUUGUAGAUGUGCUUGUGCACAGUUUCAGAUGUUAAAUAAGCGUAUUUUCUGACACACAUACUGUAGAUUUUAGCAGCCCUGGACCAAAGCCAAUCAUGGCUAUUAUUAUUAAUUAUUAUUACUGGUAUUUUUUCAAUGUCAUUAAAGGGAUACAUGAACUGAUACUUUAACAUUGAUUUCUAAGUUCUGAUGAUACUUUUGUCAGUUUUUUGAUGGUACUGUAGAUCCAACUCGAACCGGUUCAAAGUCCAUAAACUAAACAUUUUUAUAUGCAACAAAUGAAAUAAAAGCAUGGGUUGAUUACA